Molecule: messenger RNA, 1701 nt
Organism: Podarcis muralis (Common wall lizard)
Lineage: Eukaryota; Metazoa; Chordata; Lepidosauria; Squamata; Lacertidae
Molecular function (GO): metal ion binding
Source: RefSeq, a predicted model, not a curated record
CCUACACGACCAGGCAGUUCAGCCUGGCUUCGCCUCCCCAAGCUGGAUACCUGGAGGUUCCCGCCUAACCUCGGACAGUUAGCCAAUCCCAGCUGGAGAGGUGUUGCCAGGGGAGUUGACCAGGUAGGGUUACGACCCCUCUGCACACACAAUAGAGGGUGGAACUCACCUGGGAGUCCUCAGUCGGCUCCAGAGCUUCUGGAUAGUGGACAUCGCUGGACUGCAUCCUUGCCGGAGCUUACUCUAGCGACACCUGCUGUGGCUCAGCUCUUGUCUCACCCUUUCACCCCUAGCUUUCCCGCAAUAUCAAGCGUCAGUAUAUUUCAGUAUAUUAGUUCUGCAUCACUAACACCUUCAGUCCUCAUUCAGUCUAUAGAUUUCUACCUUUAGAUACUACCCUGUUAGCUUUCCACCAUGCCACCUAAGUGUCAAGUAGUUUCUCCUCCCUGCACAAGAAGGGGCACUAUAAAGGGUGCGCCCAGUAAGUCAGCACAGGUGCAGGUAGUGGGCCGGAGGAGGGCGCGCCCAUCUGGGGACGAGCAUCCCACACCUGGGCGAGCCGCGCCCAGGAAGAGGGCAGCUGCAGUGAGAGGGUCAUCAAGGUCUGAAAGCCCGCUAGCCUCCACAAGCCAUGCAGACAGGAGGCCAGCUGCAAAACGCAAACGUCAGGUGAGCUCUUCCCCGGCCCACUCAUCUGAUAGUGAUAGUUCUUCACGCUUGGAGCACGGGGACAGGAGGGACAAGACCACUGCUUGGCUGAAGCAACGCCUGGAGAGGCUGGAAUCGCGUGGAAGGAGCCCUGGGUCACCUCACCGCCACAAUAGAAGGCGCAGUGACAGUUCUCCAGACCACUGUACCCGAGAACACAGGUCCCGCUCAUCAACCGCAUCCUCAGGGUGCAGAGGUAGGUCCCCCCACUCCAGCUCCUCCAAUAGGUACAAGAGCCCAGAGCCUCGCAGCUCGCGUCAUCGUGGAAGGAAGCAUCGCAGAUCCAGGAAAAGGGGGCACAAGUACAGAAGGGAGUCUUCCACGUCUUCAAGCUCAAGAGGUAGGUCUAGUUCCUCUGACAGUGAGCGGGAAGGAAACAUCAAGGGGUAUUGGGUCACGGGCCCGCAUGCCCCAGGGCUGCCACAUUGGGUAUGGCGUCGCCGCAAUAGGAAGCAUAGGCGCGACAAUGGCGCUACUGCGCCAUGUGGCGAGGAGGGCAUUGACUCCAGAGGCCGCAUAAGGGAGUCAAACUUUAAGUGGACUGACCAGCCCCCAGGCAUUCGCCUGUGUAAAAAGAUAAGGGAGCGCAUCCUUAAUGGUAAGUUUGUGGACCUAUUUCCUUGUUAUCCCCUGCUUCAUCAAUUAGCCUAAAGGCCAAACCUGCUAAACAGCAGAAAAAAAGACAAGAAAGUGUUGGUUGAGCGCAACUUCCACAACUGGCUUACUGCAUUUUCCACCUACAUGGGGAUAGUAAGUGCCGCCUACCCAGACAGAGGUUGGCACCUUGCCAAAUACCAGCUUAUUAUACUAAAAGCCGAGGCUAUAGCUGGGGAGGCAGCGGCGCUCGAGUAUGAUGAGGCCUUUAGAGAGAAGGCAACCGUGUACCCCACAGCCAGGUGGGAUGUACAGGAUAAUGAUUUGUGGUCAGAAUUGGUCACCCCAUAUAUUGAGAAAAGGCCUGACAACACAAAGCAGUCGAAACCCCAGCCCAAG